UGGAGCAUUCGGAAAUUGUUAAACGAUGAAUAAAAAUUCAAGAUCAGUGAGAAGCUUGAACAACUUGGAUGAGUUUUUCAACUAAACCCAAGCUUAUCAACGUGGUUGCAGCCACAGCCGUCGCAACACCGCCUCCUCCAGCUCCGGCGUCAAUACUAGCCUCUGCUCAGCCACAUCGGUUCUUCAGUGUUUCUUUAAACUGUACCAACAUGUUCUCUUUCUUAUUCCUCUCUCUCUCUCUCUCAUCUUCCUCAAGCUUUUGCAGAUGUUUCUAAUUCUCCACUAUAACCCUUCUUCCUAGGCUCUUAGAUUAGAUGAGUUUUGCUACACAAAUCCUCAGCAUUUCGCAUAAAUCAUUUCAAUUUAUAAAACGGUUUUCAUUUCUCGCAACCCCUAAGCUUCCUUCACAGCCCUCCGCCACCUCCAACCUAUUAACAGUCAAGAAGGAACAAAGCGGCGUCGUUUCAGUUCCGAGGACACCAUUUUUCCAGAAGCUUCCUUUGCGUGACUUAUACCGUCGGAUCUUCACGGCUCCUGAAUCGACGUCCUUGGUGGUUCCGAUAAUCGAGAAGUGGAUUAGAGAUGGCGGAACUGUUAACUACAACAGACUCCUAUCUGUUAUCAGGAAACUCAGAUCACGCAGAAGAUAUAGAAACGCCCUCGAGGUAUCGUCAUGGAUGUUUGAGAAAGGGUUUUCCAAACAUAAAUCUGGAGAUCUUGCGAUAAGACUAGAUUUGAUUGGGAAAGUUAAUGGACUAGAAGAAGCAGAAUUCUAUUUUAAUAGCAUUCCAAAGUACUUACGAACUGGAGAAUGUUACAGCUCUCUUCUUAAUUGCUGUGCUCAUGCUAGGGAUGUGGGUAGUGCAGAGCGCAUCAUGGAGAAGAUGAGAGCUUUGGGUUUUGCAAGGUCGAUUUUGUCAAGAAAUGUUUUGCUUAAUCUCUACUAUCAAACACAGAACUAUGACAAAUUGGAAAAUUUGGUAUGUGAAAUGCAAGAAGAGGGUAUUAAUUUCAAUAGCUAUACAUUUGGUACCCUGAUAAGUGCUUACGCUGCCACUUCUAAUACAGAGGGAAUUGACAAGCUUCUCGCACAGUUAGAGCAUAAUUGGAUUCAGUACUGGCAUUUAGAUUGGACUGUUUAUGCUAUUGCAGCCAAUUGUUAUAGGAAACAAGGACUCUUUGAUAAAGCUUUUAAUGUCUUAAAGAAAUCAGAGAGGCUCAUAACUAACAAAAAGAGGAGAGUGGCCCUUACUUUCCUUAUGACUCGAUAUGCAGCGAUAGGCAAGAAAGAAGAAGUGAUGAGGUUAUGGAAAAUUUUAACAACAGAUGGGAAGUUAUACAGUAGAGCUUAUUUAGCUGUAAUUGCUUCAGUUCUUAAGUUUGAUGACUUUGAAAGUGCUGAGAAUAUAUUUAAGAAUUGGGAAUCUAAAAAUCUGGGUUUUGAUAUUCGGAUUCCAAACUUGAUUAUUGGAGCUUACAGCAAGAAGGGCAAUAUGGAGGCAGCUGAAUCUGUUGUUGAUUGGACAAUCAUAAACAACGGAGAGCCAAAUUCAAAGACUUGGUCCUAUCUCUCAUGUGGGUAUAUUGAACAAGGUAAUUUUUCAAUGGCUAUUGAAUAUAUCAAAGAAGCCAUUUCUGUCUGUGAAGUGGGGCAUCACUGGAUGCAAUUUUGGGAAUAUUUGGCUGCCAUUUUUGAAUACUUGAAAAGUAAAGGAGAUAUGAAGGAAGUAGAGGAGUUGGUACGGUUACUUAGGAGCAAGGAUCUUGUCUCCCUUGACGUUCACAAGAAGUUGAUGAAUUGGAUUAAGGAUGUUGAAUCAAAUGUGCAUGUGAUUGAUGUGUUCUUUGGAGAGUCACGUAAACAAACAAAUGUAGUUUCAAAAGCCAAGGAAUACAGAUGCAGCAAUGAUAAGCAAUUCUUGCAAUAGGUCUUGCAUUUGUUGUACACAUUUUUGUAUAUGUAGGUUAGGAUUACCAAUUUAACCUAAUGGCUUGCUGUCAUAGUGUCAUUCAUGAUCUAUGUAUGCAUCUGUGUAAAAUGCCAGGUUAUUUUUUGUAUAAACUCUUAAAUUGAUAGAUUUAUCCAUUUCAAAUAACACUGAAAUUUAAAUA
Molecule: messenger RNA, 2112 nt
Organism: Arachis duranensis
Lineage: Eukaryota; Viridiplantae; Streptophyta; Magnoliopsida; Fabales; Fabaceae
Product: pentatricopeptide repeat-containing protein At2g20710, mitochondrial
Exons: 2
Coding region: 315-1928 (537 amino acids)
Cellular component (GO): mitochondrion
Molecular function (GO): protein binding
Source: RefSeq, a predicted model, not a curated record